GUUGGGUCGCCAGAACCGUUUGUUUAGAUUUUGACAGUCAACGCAGAAGCUCGAGCACGUUGUUAUCGGCAUCUUAAAACCACAUUUUUAUUUACAAGUGCAAAAGUUAAAACAAGUACAGAAGGAAAAGGUUGAAUAUGUUCAGCUUGUCACGUGAAUUCUCUCCCUGUGGGAAAUAUUGCGCUUACAUUAGCCAGCAGGGUAAAUUUGUCGUGCACGAUGUAGAAACGAGCGCCAUACAUCAAGUCUACACGCCAAACAUGCACCUGAACGUACCGUGCACCAGUUUCGCUUGGGUUCAAAUUGGCGAGGAACAAAAGAAUGCGAAGAAAAAAUCAAAAAAAGCACGAUCAAGUCUGGUGGAAAAUGGUAGCAGUGUUAAAUUACUUGUCGCAUUUGGCACAAGCAAGGGUGGCGUCGCGUUUUACAACCUCGCUACCGCUUCCAUCGAGCAUGCCUGCAAAGGCGAUGGCCAUACCGCUCCCAUCACGGCAAUCUAUUUCAAUGCCAAGCACAACCCGGAUGCACUCUACACGGCUGGUGCCGAUGGAAAAGUGAUCGAGUGGAACAUCAGUCAGUGCAGCCAGCAGAGAGUGCACCACAUUGGCGUAGAGAAGUUGACCUGUGUUUUGGCACACUCCAGUACGAUUGUAACCGGUGCGAAACAGCUUAAACUGUGGAACAUCGAAAACGAAGCAAUGGAGCGUACUCUUAUAGGGCACACAUCAAAUACGCCACUGUUGCAGCUGGUAGCACUGGAUGCGGACAACAUUUACGUCCUGUCGGGAUCGGUGAACGAUCGUAACUUAUUCCUUUGGUCGCUGAAUGAUGAGCAAAACAAUUCGCCGGUAGCAGCCUUCGCACUAGACGAUGUGCCAGAAUACAUAUCGCCGAAAAUGAUCGACGGUAAGCUACACCUGAUUGCCGUAUCGAGGACGGGCAUUGCACAUUAUUUCGUACGCGAUAUGGGCAAACUGAGUGUCAAGAAACCGUACCGAGCGUCCCACACAUUCGAGAUAGCAAUGGACACAGUGAGCACGAAGAAGCAAGCGGUCGAUCGGAUACCGGUGUUUAUAGCCACCAUUCAGCACGCCGCACAGCAGGAACAUAUACUUCUGGGUUACGGUUCGGAGUGGUACGUGCGCUUCGAAAAUGUUCCCAUCGAAGAGAACGUCAAGAUGAACGUUAUCGUGCGUGAGCCUAUAAAAGCGUUUGAAGGAAAAGCGAAGGAAGGCGAACAGAAAUCAAAAACACCUACCGUUGAUACAUCCAAUGUGGAGUAUAUGAACGCAGCUAAUGCUAGCAGAAAGACCGUCAAGGAGGUGGAAAUUCCCAUGGAAGUUCGUUUGGAAAACUUAUCGACGCCCAAGACAAGCUCGAAAAAUAUGAUCCACCUGCUGAUACAAGGGUUGCACAGCCGGGACGCGGCGCUUUUGAAAAAUGUGUUUGCAGUUGACGAUUCGGAAGUGAUUCAACAAACACUUGGCCGAUUACCUUCGCAAUAUGUGAGCGCGCUGCUGAACGAACUGUCCUACAUGAUGCAGUUGAAAACGAUGCACGUUAAAACAGCAGUAUGCUGGUUAAAACAUCUGAUCAACAUACACGCGAGCCAGCUGAUGGCGCUCGGUUCAUCGAAUCUGCAAAGUAAUUUCAGCACUUGCCUCGGCAUCAUCGAGUACCGGGUGGAACACUUGAAUUCCCUUUCUAGAUUGCGCGGACGGUUAGGGUUGCUGAUCGAUCAGAUUGAUCGAAGCAAAAAUCUGGACGACAGAUCCAACAUGAACGUGCUGGUAUAUCAGGAGGGUGACGAUUCGGACGUGGACUCCAUGCUAGAGAAGGAUGAUGCCGAUCUGGCGGGUUCGUCAAACGAAGAGAUGUAUGAAGAAGAUGACAAUGAGGACGAGGUUGAGGCAGGGUACGCUAAUGGAACCGAUUCGGGCGUUGAACACCGACGAAAUGGGUAUUCCGGGAGAGACAGUGAUGAAGAAUCGAUGGAAGUGUCCGAUUGAGCGUGGUUAGUUACGAACGAUACUAUAUUAGACAGCAAUAUUGUACAAUAAAUGCUUAUUGUAUGCUGAA
Messenger RNA from Anopheles funestus (African malaria mosquito), 2079 nucleotides. Its product is annotated as WD repeat-containing protein 43. Gene Ontology annotation, biological process: maturation of SSU-rRNA from tricistronic rRNA transcript (SSU-rRNA, 5.8S rRNA, LSU-rRNA). The record is from RefSeq and is a predicted model, not a curated record. Lineage: Eukaryota; Metazoa; Arthropoda; Insecta; Diptera; Culicidae. Gene Ontology annotation, cellular component: nucleolus. Gene Ontology annotation, molecular function: protein binding. Bases 138 to 2009 code for a protein of 623 amino acids. The transcript is spliced from 4 exons.